AGUGAUUUCACAGCGCCCUCGUCGGCCGCCGCUGUGCGCAUGCGCAGUACAUGAAGCGCCGCUCUGAGGAAUAAAUAAGGGCAGGGAAACCGAACCGCAAUGGGACAACUCUUAUCUCGGUCCAAUUCGGCCUAAAAAUAUACCGAAAUGGCUUAUAUCCUUGACGGGGUGUCAUCAGAAGCUUUUUAGAGGGUGUCGGGGAUCUGUUUGGCUAUUGAAAGGGACUGAGAAAGUUUGUAAGGAAACGAAGUUCAGAGACGGUCAUGGAGGAUUUCGGUUCGGCGCUGGAGAAGAACGUGGCGGAUCUGACCGUGAUGGACGUGUACGACAUCGCUGCGGUCGUGGGACAGGAGUUCGAGCGCAUUAUCGAUCAGUACGGAUGCGAGGCUCUGUCCCGACUCAUGCCCAAAGUGGUCCGUGUGCUGGAGAUCCUGGAGGUCCUGGUGAGCCGGAACAGCAUCAGUCCAGAGACCGAGGAGCUGCGUCUGGAGCUGGACCGACUGCGACUGGAGCGGAUGGAGCGGCUGGAGAAGGACAGGAAACAUAAGAAGGAGCUGGAGCUGGUGGAGGAUGUGUGGAGAGGAGAAGCCCAGGAUCUGCUGUCCCAGAUCGCACAGCUGCAGAAGGAAAACAAAGCGCUGCUCAACAACCUGUCCGUCAAAGAGUGUCCGAUGACAGAGGAGGAUAUACAGAAGCAGGAAGGCAUGACCGAGAGGGAACGACAGGUGAUGAUGAAGCUGAAGGAAGUUGUAGAUAAACAGCGAGAUGAGAUCCGUGCCAAAGACCGUGAGCUGACGCUCAAAAACGAGGACAUUGAAGCACUCCAGCAGCAGUUGAACCGGCUGAUGAAGAUCAACCAUGACCUGAGGCAUAAGAUCACGGUGGUGGAGGCCCAGGGUAAAGCGCUGAUCGAGCAGAAGGUGGAGCUGGAGGCGUCUGGUCAGGCACGGCAGCAGGAGAUGGGUAACCUGCAACAGGAAGUGGCCCGUCUUAAGGAGCGCCUUAAAGAGCAGGGCAAGACCAGCACUGAGAGGGAGGAGCCUGUAGGACCACCUUCACCUGCACAGUCAUCUAAAAGGCCCCCUUCCUGGGGUCAGGAUUUAGCUUCUGAGCUCCUGGCUGGGGGCCUGGAGAAAGAGGAAGGUCCCCUCCAUUUCAUUCCCCGCACCGGGGCCCCAGAAGCUCUGACAGAGGAUGGUGAGGAAGAGAAGGAUGAAGAAGAUGCUGCAUUUUUAUGGGAGGUGCUGUGUGAUGAUGACAUGUCCUCUAAUGAUCCAAAAGACCCCAACCGCCCGCGAUUUACCCUGCAAGAGCUGCGGGACGUCCUGCAUGAGCGCAAUGAGCUGAAAGCAAAAGUCUUCAUGCUACAAGAAGAAAUUGCAUAUUACAAAAGUGAUGAACAGGAGGAGGAAACGGGCCCACCAUUGCCAGACCCGGCUUCUACAUUUCGGCCAAGCUCACGCUCCAACUUUCAGCCCGAGUCAGGGAUAAAACGACUGUUUAGCUUCUUUUCCCGCGACAAAAACCGAGGCUCUCAGAGGAGGAUGCCACAGAUGGGUGAUGGCUUCGGCUCGUGGUCGGGGAAAGAGGAGGUGGACACAGAACAGGCCCAGGAGGCAUUACAGCACAUGUAACGAACACAACGCUCCACUAACCGCUAACCUGCACCAUGUGACCGUAUGCCACAUUUACACUCCUUUCAUGGUCACUUCCACAGCACUGCGUCUGCAAGCAGAUGAGACAAGAGCUCACAAAGGGAACAUGGGGGACGGGGCUGUUUAGAGUUACUGAUAGAAUGUGGCCCUCACCUUCACCCAAAGAAACUGUGAGGGAGUUUUAUGUGCCUAUUUUGUUCGAUAGUUAGACUAUUGCAAACGACAAGUUACUGUAAGUAGAUGAUGCGUGCAAAUAGAUUUCUUACAUUAUUCUGAUGAUGUUUAAAGAGAAGAUGCCUUCGGUAGAUAAGAUGCAUAUCUAUUUUAAUUCAAAUUGAAUUAUGAGUGAGAAUAUGCACGUGGCUGAAGAAAAAAUUAGGGAUUUAAAUUUUAAUUUGCUACGCCCAGGGCAGAGAUUUUCUGAAAAGGAUGGUGGCAUUAUAUGUUAAGUUAUGUUUAAAACUUUUUUUUUUUUAUUGCACAGUAGCCUGAUAUUUUUUUUUUUGGCACACUGAAAUAUUAAGAAUUUAAAGGAAAAUCAAGUGUUUAGAAUUUCAUUUCUUUUGACAUCCUUCAUGACAUGCUGUCAGCUAUCACAGAAAAUCAUUUUAACUUGUUCCUCAUUUUGUAACAAAUGUCAGACAUUACAGUAAUUCAAUUGAUAUGGAGGUGUAUAGGGCAAAACAUUAAAAUCAGAAAUGUGCCUCUAAAAAAGCUCUUAUAUUUAUUUUUUUGUGGUAGUGAAUUGUGUUUUGUGGGAAGAGGUUACUAUACCAUGCAAAGAUCACCAAGGCUGCAUUUACGUGAUCAAAAAAUGCAGUAAAAAAUUACCGUAUUUUUAGGACUGUAAGUCGCACCUGAGUAUAAGUUGCAUCAGUCCAAAAAUACGUCAUGAUGAUGGAAAAAAAAAACAUAUAAGUCGCACUGGACUAUAAGUCGCAUUUAUUUAGAACCAAGAACCAAGAGAAAACAUUACCGUCUACAGCCGCGAGAGGGCGCUCUAUGUCUUCAGUGUAGACUUCAGGAGCACUGAGCAGCAUAGAGCGCCCUCUCGCGGCUGGAGAUGGUAAUGUUUUCUCUUGGUUAAUUUCUCUCGGUUCAUGUCAAAUUAAUUUUGAUAAAUAAGUCGCACCUGACUAUAAGUCGCAGGACCAGCCAAACUAUGAAAAAAAGUUUACUCCAUGAUCUUCAGAAAUCAUUCUAAUAUGCUGAUUUGCUGCUUAAGAAACAUUUCUUAUUAUUAUCAAUGUUGAAAACAGUUGUGCUGCUUUAUACUUUUUGUGAUUAUUUUUUUCAGAAUUCUUUGAAGAAUAGAAAGUUCAAACAAACAUUUGAAAUAGAAAUCUGUUAUACCAGUAAAAAUGCCUUUACACUUUUGAUUAAUUGAAUGCAUCUUUGCUGGAUAAAAGUAUUUCCUUUUUAAAAAACUUUUGAACAGUUGUGUACUACUUUUUGAAACCGUAUAUUUGAACAUUUCUCCCAUAGCAGCACCCCAUAUACUUCUAUACUGUACAUGCAUUAUCACACAGAGUCCCUAGUCAAAUCAUUUUAUGUGGCAACUGACAGCAUGUCACAGGUUCUUUAAAACCUGGAAUCAUGAAACAAAGCUUUACAUGCCUUAAGUGUUUCUGCAGCACGUUAAAGCAGAACUAUAUUAAUAAUCCAUAGUUUGCUGGCAUCUGAAGUAUCUAUCAUAUUGAAAAAUGUCCUUCACCAGCGGUUUUGCAUUGCUUGAAUGGUGCUUUCACUGGCAAUAAUAGAAGUGUUGAGUAAAAGCAUGGAAAUACGUGCCUAUUUUAAAGUGUGUUGAUAAAGGCAGCUUUGUAAGUUAGAAAAAUACAAGCCUUUGGGCCUUAGAUCAAUCGUUGAACAGCUGUUGAACAGAGUACGUCACUCUACUGAGGAGGAUAUCCAGCAACAAGAACUGGAUCAAAUGUAUCGUUAUUAUGGAUAUGAUGCAUAACUCAUCUCAUUGUGUAUUAAAAUAUUUUAUACCAUGUAUUUUGAGAAAUCUUGAAUCAUUGAAGCGCUAUUUGUAUGGCAAAUUAUUUGUUCUUUAGUAAAAAUCUACUGAAAUUAAAAUUUCAAGGGAUGCAGGAA
Carassius gibelio (silver crucian carp) is the source of this 3755-nucleotide messenger RNA. Its product is annotated as RILP-like protein 1. The transcript is spliced from 8 exons. Gene Ontology annotation, biological process: cilium assembly. Gene Ontology annotation, cellular component: cytoplasm; ciliary basal body. Bases 264 to 1634 code for a protein of 456 amino acids. The record is from RefSeq and is a predicted model, not a curated record. Gene Ontology annotation, molecular function: protein dimerization activity. NCBI's taxonomy places the organism in Eukaryota, Metazoa, Chordata, Actinopteri, Cypriniformes, Cyprinidae.